Plectropomus leopardus (leopard coralgrouper) is the source of this 833-nucleotide messenger RNA. RefSeq names its product myosin, light chain 2b, regulatory, cardiac, slow (gene myl2b). The record is from RefSeq and is a predicted model, not a curated record. NCBI's taxonomy places the organism in Eukaryota, Metazoa, Chordata, Actinopteri, Perciformes, Serranidae. Gene Ontology annotation, molecular function: calcium ion binding.
AGUAUAUCUAGCCCUUGUUUUGUGUGUCGCUCCCUCAUAAAGCAGCAAGGAUACUGCGUGGUCCUCCUCAUCAGCUACUGCUGAAAUAUGGCACCCAAGAAAGCAAAGAAGAGAGCGGAGGGAGCCAGCUCCAAUGUGUUCUCCAUGUUUGAACAGGCCCAGAUCCAGGAGUUCAAAGAAGCUUUCACCAUCAUGGACCAAAACAGAGACGGUUUCAUUGACAAGAACGACCUGAGAGACACUUUUGCAGCUUUAGGCCGUUUAAAUGUCAAGCAAGAAGAGAUUGAUGAGAUGCUGAAGGAGGCCCCAGGACCGAUUAAUUUCACCGUCUUUCUCACCAUGUUUGGAGAGAAACUAAAAGGUGCUGAUGCGGAGGAGACCAUCCUCAACGCUUUCAAAGUGUUUGAUCCUGAGGGGAAAGGAACAUUAAGAAAAGACUUUGUUACAGAGAUGCUGACGACCCAGGCGGACAGGUUCUCCCCCGAAGAGAUGGAACAGAUGUUUAAAGCAUUUCCACCAGAUGUUGCAGGAAACCUGGACUACAAGAACCUGGUCUACAUCAUCACACACGGUGAAGAGAAAGACCAAGAGUAGAUGAUGUCACCUGGACUUUGAAACCAAUGUUUGUGCCAAAUAUCACACAUACUAGAAAUGUAAAGUAAAAAUAAACAACAUAACUUUUCAUAUUUUACAUUCAUUCAUAUGAAUUAUACUGUUUUGCAUUAACGUUUUAAGUAUUUUUUAGUUAUAGUGUGUAUAUAUAUAUAUAUAUAUAUUAUUACAUUAUGUACAUGUACUCCAUUAUGAUAUAUAAAAUUAAACGUUUAUGUGAC